AUGGCGUUAAUCAACGCAAUCGCAGCUCUGCUCUGCUGUCUCUGUUUUCCCCUGUUUUCUGCCACCACCGACACCAUAACCCCAGCUCUUCCCCUCCGCGACGGCGACACCAUCUCAUCCCCCGACGGAACCUAUGAGAUGGGAUUCUUCAGCCCGGGGAGCUCCAAAAACCGGUACUUGGGGAUUUGGUACAAGGAAAUCCCUGUUUUCACAGUUGUUUGGGUAGCCAACCGCGAGAAACCCAUCACCCCUGACUCCUCCUCCCCUGCAUCCUCAUCAUCAUCAUCAUUUUCAGGACUUCUUCACCUAACCAACGACGGAACUCUCGUCAUUCGUCUCAAUUCCACAAAUUCCACCGCAAUUUGGACAUCAACGACCACAGCAGGUUCGCCACCGGUCAGCAGUAGUACUAAUCCGGUCGCUCAGCUUCUGAAUUCAGGAAACCUGAUAGUCAAAAGAAACGAUGACAUGGAACAUGAAAAUCCACUCUGGCAGAGCUUUGACUACCCAGGGGACGCGUUCCUCGCCGGAAUGAAACUCGGGAGAGACCUUGUCACGGGUCUGAACCGGCCGAUGACGUCGUGGAAAUCCCCCGACGACCCAUCACAGGGAAAUUACAGCUACGGGGCGGAACUCGGCGGAUACCCUGAACUCGUGCAGAGAGAAAAUUCAAUGGAGCGGUUCAGGACAGGGCCAUGGAACGGCGUCAGCUUCAGCGGGACGCCACAUCUGAAACCCAAUCUCCUCUACACCUACGAGUUCGUGUUCACCAAAGAGGAAGCUUACUACAUCUACUACCUCCGCAACACGUCGGUCAUAUCCAUGAUGAAGAUAACUCCCACCGGUCUGAUCCAGAGGUACACGUGGCUCGGCGUCAAGCAAGGCUGGAUGAUCUAUCUCACGGCGCAGAACGACAACUGCGAUCGGUACGCGGUGUGUGGAGCUUAUGGCAGCUGCGACAUCGAGAGCUCCCCGAGCUGCAGCUGCCUCAAAGGGUUCGUCCCCAAGGUGCAGAGGGAAUGGGAUAUGGUGGAUUGGACCAGUGGAUGUGUGAGGAAGACUCAUUUGAAUUGCCUGGAUGAUGGGUUUGUGAAGUACUCUGGCGUUAAGCUGCCCGAGAUGUCGAACAAGUCGUGGUUCGAUGUGGCGAUCGGCUUGGAAGAGUGCAGGAAAGUGUGUCUGAGGAACUGUUCGUGUACGGCUUACUCGAGUUUGGACAUCAGGAAUGGUGGGAGUGGGUGUCUGAUUUGGUAUGAUGACUUGCUUGAUAUUAGGCAGUUGUAUGACAACGGUGAAGAUCUCUAUGUGAGGAUGGCUCGUUCUGAGAUAGAGGAGGAGAGUAAGCAUCUGAAGAUCAAGGAAGCAAGAAAGAGAAGAGUAAUUUGGAUCUCUGUGGGAGGAGGGUUAUUAGGUGGUGUGUUGUUUGUGAUGUUUGGAUUGAUCAUUUGGGCGAAGAGAAAGAAGGUGCAGGGGAAUGGUUCAGCUGAAUGUUCAGACUUUUUGCGAUGUAUGAGCGGAAAUGAUAUGAGGAAAGAAAGGGAAGAUAUGGAUUUGCCAUUGUUUGACCUGGCUACCAUUGUCUCUGCAACUAACAACUUCUCUGACACUAAUGUUCUUGGACAAGGAGGGUUUGGAACUGUUUAUAAGGGGAUCCUAAGAGAUGGAGUGGAAAUUGCUGUCAAGAGGCUAGCAAAGGAUUCACUACAAGGAGCCGACGAAUUCAAGAACGAAGCAAUGCACAUUGCGAAGCUUCAGCACCGGAACUUGGUGAGGCUCCUGGGAUGUUGCUUGCAGCGCGAUGAAAGAAUGCUGGUCUACGAGUUCAUGUCCAACAAAAGCUUGGACGUUUUCAUUUUCGAUAGCAACCAGAGCCACAUUCUGGACUGGCCGAAGCGACACAACAUCGUCAAGGGGAUUGCUCGCGGGAUUCUCUACCUUCACCAAGACUCGAGGCUGAGAAUAAUCCACCGCGACCUCAAAGCCGACAACGUGCUGCUAGAUCAUGAGAUGAACCCCAAGAUAUCGGAUUUCGGGCUGGCCAGAACCUUUGCUGGAAAUGUCAUCCAAGGAAACACAAGAAACGUUGUGGGAACAUAUGGCUAUAUGUCUCCUGAAUACACGAUCGACGGGAUCUACUCGAUCAAAUCGGACGUGUUCAGCUUCGGAGUGAUGGUGCUGGAGAUAUUGAGUGGACAAAGAAACAGGGGAUUCAGCCAUCCCGGCCACGAGCUUAACCUCCUUGGCCAUGCGUGGAGCCUGCAAAGAGAAGGCAGGGGUCUAGAAGUGAUCGAUGCAACGCUGAGAGCGUCGUGGGACGAAUCGCAGGUGCUACGAUUGUUACACAUCGGGCUACUUUGCGUGCAGAAGAGCCCCGACGACAGGCCGAGCAUGUCGAUGGUGGUGGACAUGUUGAGCGGGCACGGUGGUCUGUUGGGACCAAACCAGCCGGGAUUCUUCGCCGAAAGGGACAUCUCAUUCGCGAGUUCUUCUUCGAGCGGGAACAGAGGUCCCUGUACAACUACCAUGUCUGUUACGCUGCUACAAGGGAGAUGA
This is a messenger RNA of Linum tenue, 2553 nucleotides long. Lineage: Eukaryota; Viridiplantae; Streptophyta; Magnoliopsida; Malpighiales; Linaceae. The record is from the annotation of a GenBank genome assembly.